AUGAAAUGCACAAAAAUUCUCUUUCUUUUUGGAGUUGUAUUAUUGCACUACUCAUGCUUCCUUCAGUCUGCCAUAUCUUCAUCAACUUCCAACUUCACAGAUCAAUCUGCCCUCCUUGCCAUCCAAUCUAAACUCAGUUUUGACCCCACCAAUAUUGUUUUGGGUGGUAACUGGACUACCAAUACAAGCUUCUGUAAUUGGGUUGGGGUCUUUUGUAGCAAACGCAGGCAAAGAGUCACAGCCUUAAAGCUUUCCUAUAUGGCUCUCCAAGGCACCAUUUCCCCUCAUAUUGGCAACCUCUCCUUCCUCGUCUCGCUCCAUCUUCAAAACAACAGCUUCUUUGGGCCCUUGCCUAAUGAAAUCAGCCGUUUACAUCGCCUGAGGUCACUUUUAUUGCAUAACAACCAGCUGCAAGGAAGCAUCCCUCCCACUUUGUACCAUUGCCAGAAGCUCGAAGUCCUAGUCCUUGAAGUGAACAGGCUAACAGGUCCUAUACCUAGGGAGUUGGGUUUCCUACCUAGACUCCGUAGGUUAUACCUCGGCCUGAAUAAUUUCACGGUUGGUACAAUUCCUUCAUCCUUCGGUAACAUUUCAACAUUGGAAGAAUUGAACUUGCAAGAGAGCAGCCUCACAGGUUCAUUCUCUUCUGCUCUCCUUAACCUAACUUCUCUAGAAAUGAUUUCUCUACCUAAGAACAGCAUCUCAGGAAGUCUUCCUGUGGACCUUUGCCAUUUUUGGCCAAAUAUCCAAUCCAUUUCAUUCUCUUUCAACAAGUUCAGUGGCAAGAUCCCUUCUAGAAUUGGUCAAUGCAGCGAGCUUGAGAUCUUAUCUCUGUCAUACAAUAGCUUUGUUGGAAGCAUCCCAGAAGAAGUUUGGAGCUUGCAACAUCUUCAAAUCCUAUACCUUGGUGGUAAUAAGCUGACAGGUACUAUAUCUCCUUCAAUUGGAAACAUGUCCAACUUGAAGAGUUUUGCUGUGGGACGCAAUAACAUUGAGGGAAAUAUUCCAGGCAAUUUGGGACAUCUUUCUAAUCUAGCUUUUUUGGGCUUGGCGUUUAAUAGCCUAACAGGUCCAAUACCUCAAGUAAUCUUCAACAUCUCCUCCUUGGAAAGUUUAGAAAUGCAAUCCAAUGCUCUUUCUGGAGAAUUUCCUUCCUCUGCAGUUUUUCUUCCUAACCUCACUUCCUUACUUUUUCAUACCAAUCAAAUUACAGGACCUAUCCCAACUUAUUUUUCAAAUUUUACUAAGCUCACUGAGCUUGAUGCUGACAACAACUUGCUCUAUGGACCAAUACCCAUGAAUCUUGGUAGCUUGAAACAUCUCCAAUUCCUUAAUUUGGCAAGAAAUCAGCUAACGGGAGAACCCGGGUUCGAUGAGCUUAGAUUCCUUUCUUCUUUGUUUAAUUCUAGUUCACUGGAAUAUAUAAUUUUGUAUGAAAAUCCUCUAAAUGGCAUCAUACCCGAUUCCAUUGGAAACUUCUCUCAGUCCCUCCAGGUAAUUUAUACACCUGCAUGCCAAAUUAGAGGCCAUAUACCCAAGAGCAUUGGUUCCUUGAGGAGCUUGACCUUCCUUUACUUAGCUUACAACAAUCUGAGUGGAAAAAUACCAUCAUCAAUUAGAGGAUUGGAAUCUUUGCAAAGAUUGUAUCUUCAAAACAAUAGUAUUGAAGGGUUCGUUCCAAAUGAGCUUUGUCACCUGAAGAACCUAGGGGAAAUAUUGCUAUCAAAUAACAAAAUCUCUGGAUUGAUCCCAAAUUGCGUAGGAAACCUCAGGCGCCUUCAAAUAGUUCUCCUCAAUGUUUUAAAAGGCGAGGCGUAG
Messenger RNA from Prunus armeniaca (apricot), 1818 nucleotides. Lineage: Eukaryota; Viridiplantae; Streptophyta; Magnoliopsida; Rosales; Rosaceae. The record is from the annotation of a GenBank genome assembly.